AUGGAAACCGUGUGCGAACCGAGGAAUAACUCGCUUUUCCUCCAAUACGCAGAGAAGCAGAGACUGCAGCACGAGUUACAAAUUCAACCAGAUCCAGAAGAGGUCCUCCCUGAGGUACAGGGAGAGGAGGAGGAGGAGGAGGAUGAGGAGGAUGAAGAGGGCUUAACGCUGGAGGAGAGGAUGAUUCUGGAACAGAAGAUCAAGAAGGAGCGUAAGAAGGAGGAGAAGCAGCAGAUGAAGGAAGCUGGGGUCAGUGCUCAGGUGUCUGUGAAACCGUCCAGGUUGGAGAUGGCCCAGGACUAUCUGACCUGCUGGUCCAAAAACCACAAAGACUGGAGAUUUCAAAAGAUGAGACGGACCUGGCUUCUGCAGCACAUGUGUGACAGCGACAAGGUUCCUGAUGAGUUCUUCGCAGUGCUGCUGGAGUAUCUGGAUGGGCUGAAGGACGGCGCUCGCAAGACUACGGUGAAGAAGGCGGAGUCCCUCAUCGAAGGCUGCGAGGAUUGGGAAGACAGCGCCACCCUUGUGAAGGCAGGACGAGCCAGAGAGAUCAUCCAGCUGUUCUCCUAACAGCCUGGUGUAGGAGAGACAGACUGGGCUUGGAGGCCACACCUGGAGAGGUCUGGAUUGGUUCAUCUGCCCCCAGGUUUGCAGGGAUCUUUGCAAAGAAGUUAUCACCCUGCAAAGCGUAGAUUAGAAGCAAAACUGAAAUGAAGCCUAUGUCCAAAGCAAUGAUGUGCUUUUGCAAGAAUUCCUGCAAACAGAUGAACCAGUCAGGGGAAACAGCAGACUCUCUGGACGCUAGCUUAAACUAAUCAAGAGGCCUGUAAUAUCAAUGUUCUUUUAAAUUGCCUUUUAUUUUGUAUCUGUUGAAUGUCCUGUGUCAGAAUAGGUGUUUAGUGAAGUCGCUGGCCUGGGACUGCUGCCAGUGUGCUGUAUAU
Messenger RNA from Polyodon spathula (Mississippi paddlefish), 941 nucleotides. RefSeq lists its product as uncharacterized. The coding region runs from base 1 to 570 and encodes 189 amino acids. The record is from RefSeq and is a predicted model, not a curated record. The transcript is spliced from 4 exons. NCBI's taxonomy places the organism in Eukaryota, Metazoa, Chordata, Actinopteri, Acipenseriformes, Polyodontidae.